AUGACUCCCAAGACACAACCAUCAUCUUCUUCUUCUUCAUUGCUACUUAUCUCAUUCUUUUUACUACAUCUUUCAGUUAUUCUCCCUUCACCAGUUCUCUCAGCCACUCUUCGAUCCGAUAUUCAAACUCUAGAGUCUAUCAUACGCAGCAUUGAUCCAAGCUCCAUCUCCCCAUCCUCUUACCUCAGCACAUGGGACUUCUCCGAAGACCCUUGUGAAGGCUCAGGAACGUUCUUGGGAGUAAUGUGCUCUUUCCCACUUGAGAACACGACUAGCCGAGUCACAGAGAUCGACCUUGACGAUGACGGUUAUGACGGUUUUCUCUCCGAUGCAAUAGGGAACCUCACUGAGCUCACUGUCCUCAGCCUCAACAGGAACAGAUUCCGAGGUCCAAUACCUGAAACUGUGUUCCAACUCAGGAAACUCACCAAACUCUCUCUCACUGAAAAUUUCUUCACCGGAGACAUAUCCCCAGCGAUCACGCGGCUCAAGGAGAUCAAAACCAUAGACCUGUCAAAGAACAGCAUCGCCGGUGAGAUCCCUCCAAGAAUCUCAGCCCUGAGAAGUCUGACUCACCUGAUCCUAUCAAACAACCAUCUCGACGGAAGAAUACCUGCGCUCAACGGCUUGUGGAAGCUCCAAGUGUUGGAACUCGGUAACAAUCAUCUAUUCGGAAUGCUUCCUAAGCUUCCUCCAAGUCUAAGAACUCUCUCCAUCUGUUUCAACAGCCUCGCAGGACGUAUAUCUCCCUUGCAUAGGCUGAAACAGCUUGUGUCCUUAGAUGUGAGCCAGAACAGAUUCUCAGGCACCAUUGGCCAUGAAAUCCUAACGUUCCCAGACAUCUCACGCAUCAAUGUGUCUUUUAACCAGUUCAUAUCCAUAGAGGUUGUUCAGGUUACAGGCAUGGAGUCUCGCCUGCGCAGUCUUGACGCUGAAGGUAACCAUUUACAGGGCCACCUUCCCCUGAACCUGGCAAGUUAUGCAAACUUGAAGGACAUCAAUCUACGGAGCAACAUGUUCUCCGGAGAUAUUCCAAGGAUUUAUGGGAAAAGACUUGAGAACUCAUGGAGAAGCUUGUACUUGGAGAACAACUACCUCACGGGAUCACUUCCUGAGGAGUUUCAAAGGAUCUCCAAACUCACCAGAGGAAGCCUUUCCAAUAACUGUCUGCAAUGUCCCAACAAUGUCUCAAUCUGCCAAGGAAUACAAAAGCCGAAAUCACAAUGCACCAAUGCAAUGCAGGAGCGAUUGGAGUAG
This is a messenger RNA of Microthlaspi erraticum, 1257 nucleotides long. Lineage: Eukaryota; Viridiplantae; Streptophyta; Magnoliopsida; Brassicales; Brassicaceae. The record is from the annotation of a GenBank genome assembly.